Messenger RNA from Lytechinus pictus (painted urchin), 2575 nucleotides. RefSeq names its product NADH dehydrogenase [ubiquinone] 1 alpha subcomplex assembly factor 3-like. Lineage: Eukaryota; Metazoa; Echinodermata; Echinoidea; Temnopleuroida; Toxopneustidae. The transcript has 5 exons. The record is from RefSeq and is a predicted model, not a curated record. Gene Ontology annotation, cellular component: mitochondrial inner membrane. Gene Ontology annotation, biological process: mitochondrial respiratory chain complex I assembly. Bases 124 to 678 code for a protein of 184 amino acids.
GACAUGAGAACGCAGAGCAGCACACCUAUGCGCGGCCCGCGCGCGCGCCUGAUCGACGUUGCAUAACAAUCUCCGAGUAUGGGUAUAGUAUUGUGGUGUAUACUCGACAGCUAAACAUUAAACAUGGCAUCUAGUUUUGUCUCUGGGUUCAGAAGUCUCGAAAAGACUGCGCUCUUCCACUGGAAGUUUCUUUCCAGCUUGUCGUCUGGCAAAAGGUUACUGAGUACAGCUUCAAGAUGCACAGGCAAGCUCCAACCUACAGACGAUGAAAUUUACACGAGAACAACCAUCAGUCUCCUCUCAAAAGAAUCUUCAGAUGUUCCUUUUAUCUCAAACUACAGCAUCCAAGGUUUUACCAUCAGUGGAGAUAAGGUCUAUGGGCCAGUAGCCAUCUUGCCCCGCAGUUUGGUGUCAUGGAAUAUUGCUGGAUUGCAUGAUAUUCAUGAAGAUAGUUUGUCUUUGUUUCAUCUGAUAGAACCUAGUAUUGAAAUCUUGGUGAUAGGUACAGGAGAAGCAUAUCACAAGCUAACUCCAGAAUUACACAAAUUCAUGAGGUUAAAAGGAAUAGCACUUGAAGUUCAAGAUACGUCUCAUGCUUGUGCAACAUUCAAUUACCUUGCCAGGGAAAGUAGAGUGGUAGCCGCAGGACUUUUACCUCCAGAAAAGGUGACCCGGUGAUAAAUCUCCAGAACAUUUCUCAGUGAUAUUUAUUGACUUUCUCAAAGUUCAGCAUUGGUCAUUUUGAUGCAACCUACACAAUGGCUUAAGAAGAGGUAGAAAACGUCACCCUGGAACAGACCUGUGUGCUUAUAUAGCCCACUCAUGGAUGUAUCUUCCUGAAGAACCAGAUCAUGUCAUGAUUUAUUGUUAAGUAUACAAUAAAUCCAUUAUCUACUUAAAGCCAUUUCCAGCAAGCUUCAAAGAUACAUAAACCAAUUUUGUAUUGCAGGCAAAUUGGAAAAUGUUGCCUUGAAUUGGAUGGUCAGUUGAGCUAUGCUUUGUCAUCUUUCUGAUCAGUGAAUGUUGUUUAAAUAUGAAUUAUAAAAAGAUUGGACGUUAUUAAUUUCAAAUGUAUUUCAGAUAUUAACUUGGCAUUUGCCCUGUGUGUGAUUUUGAGUUUUAAAUAUACCACAUGAAUUGGGUUGCUAAAUUUGCUGGAGUACUAUUUUUGUUGAUUCUAUUCAUCCCAUAUUUUUAGCAAAAUACAUAUCCUACUCAAGAAUUGAAGCAGGGAUAAAUAAUGCAUUUUGAAAAGUAAAGAUGUUAUAAAUUUUCUGCUUUAGACAAUGGAAGAUUGACUUGUACUGACUCAAUGGUACCAUAUGUAUAAUUUACUGUAGACUUCACAGGAACAAAAUCAUCAUCAGUGCCCUUAGAGUCAGGGAUGAAUUUUACCAUAUUGUUUUGUUUUCUCCUUUAAGGUUAAGUCCACCUCAGAAAAAUGUUGAUUUGAAUCAAUAGAGAAAAAUCAGACAAAUCGGAUGUAAAAUAAGAAAGUUAUGAUAUUUUAGAAAUUUUGCUUAUUUUUCACAAUACAGUUAUAUGCACAAUUUAGUUACAUGCAAAUGAGAAAAUCAAUGAUGUCCCUCACUAUUUCUUUUGUUUUUUAUUGUUUGAAUUAUACAAUAUUUCAAUUUUUACAGAUUUGACAAUAAGGACCAACUUGACUGAACCAUAUAAUGUUAAACAAUGGUAAUUACACAUGUUCCAGGCAAAAUAAAACUUUGUUUCACAGGACAAUGAGGAAAAAAUGUGAAUAUUUCAUAUAAUAAAAUACAAAAGAAAUAAUGAGUGAGUGAUGUCAUCAGUUCCCUCAUUUGCAUACUGACCGGGAUGUGCAUAUGAAACUAUUUUGUGAAAUUAAGCAAAAUUUAAAAAUUUCAUAACUUUCUUAUUUUACAUCCAAUUUUGAUGAAAUUUUCAGUGUUGUGCUUGUUUGAUUUUUCUCUUUUUAUUCAAAUCAACUUUUUGUUGGGCUGGACUUGUCCUUUAAGAUACAGAAUGUUGGUAUAAAAAUAGGGACUCAUAGGCCCAUGACUUCAUUAUUACCAAUUGAUACAGUGUAAAAUAAAAAAUGACAACAGAAGAUAACAACUUUUCCCUGUCAUUUAUCUUAUAGACUCACAAGUCACAACCAUACUGACUUGAGUUUUCAUGGGCUCGUGAACCAGAUCUACACAUAUCUGAAUGAGGUUUCCUCUUAAUUCUUUGAGAAUUGGACUUUGUCAUUGAUUAUAUUAGAUACAUGUAGUAUCAUAAUCCAUUUUGGUUUAGAAUGAUUCAUUUAAAAAAAUUAAUUAUGUACUAUAAGAUAUACAUGGAGAGGGGGAUUUUCAAACAAUAAAAUGAAGAAAAUAAUAUCCAUGUUCCUGCUGUAAUCACAGUAAUAUCAUAAAUUUGAGAGACAGUGGCUCUUCAUAAUAUAUUGUCAUAUUUGUAUUCACGUUUUAUUAAGUAUUUUGGAUAUAGAAUUUUCCAAUAACGUGUUUAAAUUACAUAUUCUUGAUUUGAAAGAAUUAAAGAAAAGAUAUGCAUAUUUCACCCAAACUAUUAAAUCAUGGAUAUGAAACUGAAA